This is a messenger RNA of Saimiri boliviensis boliviensis (Bolivian squirrel monkey), 2131 nucleotides long. The record is from RefSeq and is a predicted model, not a curated record. NCBI's taxonomy places the organism in Eukaryota, Metazoa, Chordata, Mammalia, Primates, Cebidae.
GGCGGGAGGCGCUGCGAGGCGCUGCUGGCCCUCGGGGCUGCGGGAGCCGGGCUAGGACGCCGAGCGGUGACUCCCCGCCGCUCCCGGGGGCCGUGACGGAGAUGCCUACAUAGAAGAGUGACAGCAGCUGGACUAAAUGUUUCACUGCUGAACUAGUUCCUCAGGUAUCCUGGCUCUAGAGAUUGCUAUGGGAGAUUGGAUGACUGUUACAGAUCCAGGUCUGUCUUCAGAAAGCAAAACUAUCUCUCAACAUACCUCAGAAACAAAGAUGUCUCCAUCAAGUUUAUACUCACAGCAAGUGCUAUGUUCUUCAAUACCUUUAUCAAAAAAUGUGCACAGUUUUUUCAGUGCCUUCUGCACAGAAGAUAAUAUUGAACAGAGUAUUUCAUAUCUUGAUCAGGAAUUGACUACUUUUGGUUUUCCUUCAUUAUAUGAAGAAUCCAAAGGUAAAGAGACAAAGAGAGAAUUAAAUAUAGUAGCUGUUUUAAAUUGUAUGAAUGAGCUGCUUGUGCUUCAGCGGAAGAACCUUCUAGCUCAGGAAAAUGUGGAGACGCAGAAUUUGAAGCUGGGAAGUGAUAUGGACCAUCUACAGAGCUGCUACUCAAAACUUAAGGAACAACUGGAAACCUCCAGGAGGGAAAUGAUUGGGCUUCAGGAGAGAGACAGACAGUCACAGUGUAAGAACAGGAAUUUGCAUCAGCUACUAAAGAAUGAGAAAGAUGAGGUACAAAAAUUACAGAAUGUCAUUGCAAGUCGAGCUACUCAGUAUAAUCAUGAUAUGAAGAGAAAGGAGCGUGAAUAUAAUAAACUGAAGGAACGUCUACAUCAACUUGUUAUGAACAAGAAAGAUAAAAAAAUAGCUAUGGACAUUUUGAAUUAUGUUGGUAGAGCUGAUGGAAAAAGAGGCUCCUGGAGGACUGGUAAAACUGAAGCCAGGAAUGAAGAUGAAAUGUAUAAAAUUCUCUUGAAUGAUUAUGAAUAUCGUCAGAAACAAAUCCUAAUGGAAAAUGCUGAACUUAAGAAGGUUCUUCAGCAGAUGAAAACGGAAAUGAUUUCUCUUCUUUCUCCCCAAAAGAAGAAACCCAGGGAAAGAGUAGAUGAUAGUACAGGAACUGUUAUCUCUGAUGUUGAAGAAGAUGCCGGGGAACUGAGCAGAGAGAGUAUGUGGGACCUUUCCUGUGAAACUGUGAGAGAGCAGCUUACCAACAGCAUCAGAAAACAGUGGAGAAUUCUGAAGAGUCAUGUAGAAAAACUUGAUAACCAAGUUUCAAAGGUACACCUGGAAGGUUUUAAUGAUGAAGAUGUGAUCUCACGACAAGACCAUGAACAAGAAACUGAAAAACUCGAGUUAGAAAUUCAGCAGUGUAAAGAAAUGAUUAAAACUCAGCAACAGCUUUUACAGCAGCAGCUGGCUACUGCAUGUGAUGAUGAUACCACUUCACUAUUACGAGACUGUUAUUUGUUGGAAGAAAAGGAACGCCUCAAAGAAGAAUGGUCCCUUUUUAAAGAGCAGAAAAAGAAUUUUGAGAGAGAAAGACGAAGCUUUACAGAAGCCGCUAUUCGCCUGGGAUUGGAGAGAAAGGCAUUUGAAGAAGAAAGAGCCAGUUGGUUAAAGCAGCAGUUUUUAAAUAUGACUACCUUUGACCACCAGAACUCAGAAAAUGUGAAACUUUUCAGUGCCUUCUCAGGAAGUUCUGAUCGGGACAGUCUUACAGUGCACUCGAGGCAACCGCCAAAGAAGCCUCACAGUACGUCUAAUGGGUCUCCAGUUUGCAUGUCUAAACUUACUAAAUCUCUUCCUGCUUCACCUUCCACUUCAGACUUUUGCCAGACACGUUCCUGCAUAUCUGAACAUAGUUCAAUCAAUGUACUGAAUAUAACUCCUGAAGAUACUAAACCAAAUCAAGUUGGAGGAGAAUAUACAAAUCAGAAAUGGAGUGUGGCAUCAAGACCUGGAUCACAGGAAGGUUGCUAUAGUAGAUGCUCCUUGACCUACACAAAUUCUCAUGUAGAAAAAGAUGACUUACCUUAGACAUGUGGACUGGGAUUUUUUUCAUUAACAUAUUCAUCAAAUUUCACAUCUAAGUUGAAACAGGGUGUGUCAUAAAGUCAGUUAUCUCUAGUAACUUAA